Molecule: messenger RNA, 1389 nt
Organism: Seminavis robusta
Lineage: Eukaryota; Bacillariophyta; Bacillariophyceae; Naviculales; Naviculaceae
Source: the annotation of a GenBank genome assembly
AUGAUGAUCAAAAGCCUCUUGUUCGCUGUCGGUCUCGCCUUCACGGCCGCGUCUGUCCAUGGCGCCGAGUGCUUGACGGAAGCGCCUCCUACCGUCUACGAAGAUGAGAACAUCUCCCCUCAAAACGCGGACUAUGAUGCAGUCAACAAAAUGUUUGUCGCGCAUCCUGGCUGGUACAAUGACAAGUCCAUUUCGUACUACAAGUUUCGUGUCUUUGCUCCGGCAACGUACGACGACUUGAUUACUCCAGAAUCCUCGGUGGCCGAUGUUCCCAUUCAGAAAGUCUACUUGGUCACGUCCACCGGCGACUUCGAUGGAGUGAUGGGCUCACCUAUCAUUGAGUACCACCAUGUCGAUGACAACUCGUACUCGGACUUCAUGGCGCUCCAUUUCGUCAUGGCUCCCGACAACUAUACCGCCAACGACUUUCAGAGCCACAAGGACAUUAUUACCAGCGGAGCCACAAUGUCCAAUGCCGAUAUUGUCGUCAACAUGCCAAUUGUGCCUACCGGAUCUACUUUGCAGCACCCAGAGACCAAAGGCAAGGCUCCCAUUGAUGCUCUCAAAGUCUGGUACAACUGUGUGGAAGUCUCGACCUUUGUCUUUGAAGUCACGUCUGCCGAUGCUGCUAGCUACUUUGGCUUUACCCGAUCCGGCGACAAUGGUGUCGCCACGGGUCGUGCCGCUGGUGAACAAGGCUUUGACAUUUCUGUGGCUCCCAACAUGUGGUCGCCUGCUACGAUGAAGCUCAACGCCAUUCCAAUCUGGCACGUCAACCAGUUUUCUCGCGGUGUCACCCCUGGAGCUGGAGGCGGACCGUCUCCUGAUGGCAUGCGAAAUGUGGUCAACUUGGACCGCGGCGACCCAGGCUACAGUCCCUUGUGGCAGAUUUGGUGGGCCAAGACGUUGCCCAUCAACUACUCGGCCGAUGAAGCUUCCAACAGCAGUGUCCUUGUUCCCUCGAAUGGCUUUGAGUUUGUGGUGGCACCCAUGUGGGUAAACUGCCCAAAUUUUGGUCUAGUUGGAACUGUCAACAACCCGAUGCGCAAGGAGGACUCCUUCCAGACCAAAAUCAGCUUGUCCGACGAGUCGUCGUGGAUCAUGGGAAGCGAUGCCACGCUUAUUUUCAACCCCGACAUGCCGAUUACGUUCUUUGCUGCUGAUGGAACCGAGCUCGGUAGCACACAAACCAAUGUCAUGGGAGCCUACGAGUACGAGCUCAAGACUGAGGAUAUUCCCGCAGGAACGGAAAUGAUCAAGGUCAUGUUCAAGGACGCGUUGAUCGAUACGAUUGCGGUGGAGGAAGGCAACAGCAGUGGUGCCACCUCGUCUUUUGGUUUGACGGCUAUGGUGGGAUCUGUGAUUGGGCUUCUCUUGGCUCUUUGGUAG